Messenger RNA from Galleria mellonella (greater wax moth), 6165 nucleotides. RefSeq lists its product as uncharacterized. The record is from RefSeq and is a predicted model, not a curated record. Gene Ontology annotation, molecular function: nucleic acid binding. NCBI's taxonomy places the organism in Eukaryota, Metazoa, Arthropoda, Insecta, Lepidoptera, Pyralidae. Gene Ontology annotation, biological process: DNA integration.
CCGGUUGCCAAUCCACCUGCCAAGCGUGGCAACUAUUGGAAAAACUUAUUUUCUGCGGCGAAUGGUCGUUAUAUACGAAUAUAUAUAAAAUACCAGGAUAGAAUAUAGAAUAGUGUUGGUGCCAUCUAUUGAGUAAAAUAGAUAAAACGUCAACGGAGUGAAGUGAGACUUCAACGGUCUGCUACUGCGGUGAUAGACAUGAACUUGACUCGCUCGCUCUCUGUAAUUAGCAAUGAUUGAUCCUAAUAAUAUUUCGUAUAAUAAACUCAUAUUUCACAAAAAUAACAAUAAACGAGUUAUUGAAGAGUUCCUGCACCCAUAAAUUUAUACACACAAAAAAGGAAAGGCGCAAACAAAGUGGUCUUCGUAGCCGAAUAUCUGAAGAAUCAGUGGGAAAACAGUCAGAGCCACCAUUCCUUUUGUAUCCUUUUAUCCUAAGCGAAAUUUGUGUUAACAGUGUUUAAACUUCAUUAACAUUUACAACAGUGCAUUUCAUCAAGCGAUUCCUAUUUCCAGAUGUGAAAAAAAAAAAAAAAUUUUGUUAACCACGUCACGUAUACUAAAUUAUAAGUAGGUACUUCUAUCUUUUUUUUAUAGAAACUUCCGAAAUGAGUGACGAUGAAUUUUCAGACAGUAAUCUCGUUGAUUUGCAUAAACUUAAUGAUCUCAAAAAGCUUCGGGGUACAGUGAAGGGUAGAUUAACAUUGUUCGAAAAAUAUAUUAGUAAAUAUAAAUCAUUAACGUUAACGAAAAUGCAAAUCACAGAAAUUAGUUUACGAAUCGAUACAAUUACACAAUGUUUUAAUAACUAUUGUGAUAUUCAAAAUCAAAUAGACGUACUCGUUGACAAAAAGGAAUUAGAAAACCAGUUAGAAUAUAGAGAAUUAAUAGAAGAACAGUACUAUAGUAAUAUCGCCGCUGCAAAAUGUUUGAUAGAGGUGGACAAAAAUACUAAUUCCAAUUGUUCACAGUCCAUAAUUUCAAAACCUGUAGCUGUAAAGCUACCUGAAAUCAAGUUAACGUGCUUCGACGGAUCGUACGAUUUGUGGUUAGAAUUCAGAAAUUCUUAUAUAACUAUGAUUCAUGAACGUACAGACCUUGAUGCCAUUCAGAAAUUACAUUAUUUAAAAUCCUCUCUUAGCGGUUGUGCAUUACAAGUAAUUAGUGCGUUAGAGUUCACAGCGUCUAACUACAAUCAUGCUUGGGAACUACUUGAAAACAGAUUUCAUAAUAACCGCUUACUAGUUUAUAAUCAUGUGAGAUCACUGUUUUCAGCUUCAUCUGUUACAAAGGAGUCACCGUUGCAAAUAAGAAAACUAAUUGAUACGAUUUUACGAAAUUUACGUGCCCUUCAAACUUUAGGUGAACCGACUGAUUCGUGGGAUACCUUAGUUAUUUAUUUAGUUUUAACUAAAUUAGACGCAAAUACGGAACGAGAAUGGGAAAAUCAUAAAGGUUCGAUUUCCAGUGACCCUAAUAAUAAAUUAAAAUUAGACGAUUUGUUAAACUUUUUGAGAAACAAGGCCGACAUGUUAGAGGUUACUCUCGUAAAUCAUAAGGUACAAGCGAAUAAACCUAUUCUCGAACGUAAACCAGUACACGAUUCUAAAAGAUAUUCGAAUCAUUCACAGUUUACACAUAGUUACGUUACAACGCGAACAAAUAAUAGUAAACUGAAUAAUAAACGCAUACGGAACUGUAUUAUGUGUAGUGAAAACCACGCACUUUAUACUUGUAUAUCCUUUUUAAAUUUAUCUGUAAAGGAUAGAAUUAAAUUGAUAGAUGACAAAAAAUUAUGUCAAAAUUGUUUACGUUCUGGGCACACCGUAAACGAAUGCAUUUUUGGUGCUUGUAAGCGUUGCAAUAAGAAACAUAAUAGUUUAAUUCAUACGGACGGCGAGGUGGUCGCGAGCGCAUCAGCUGAUCGUGCGCAUUAUUCACUACCAGCUGAUAACGCGCGAAGGUCAUCGACCGCACUUCACUCUCAAACGAAUAAUACGGGUGAUUUAAAUACGACUUUAUUUCCUAUGCAACAAGUUCUGUUAUGCACUGCACUUGUUGAUAUAUUCGACGGCAAUAAAAGAUGUUUUACAAUACGUGCACUUCUAGAUAAUGGAAGUCAACAUUCUUUCAUUUCAAAUCAAUUAUUUCAACAAUUAAACAUAUCAUCUAUACAGUCCACUAUACGAAUUACAGGUGUGGGACAAUCACUCACUCAGUCGAAUAAAAUAUGCGAAGUUAAUAUACGAUCGAAGGUAAACGAUUAUAAAAUGCGAGUUCAAUGUAUGGUUUUGCCGUGCAUUACGUCGACCAUACCGUCAAAACCAAUGGAUUAUAAAUCGUUACGUAUUCCGGACAACAUUCAACUUGCCGAUCCCACUUUUAAUGAACCAUCUGCAAUUGACUUAUUAAUAGGUGCGGAUUUGUUUUGGGAUAUAUUAUACGAAAAUAGAAUUCGGUUGCCGAGUGGACCAUUCCUACAGAAUUCUAAAUUGGGAUGGUUAAUAUCAGGUUCCAUUCAUUCCGACAGCUCAUGUCACGGUAAUCCUAUUCAGUGCAACUUGUCGCAAGCGAUAGAUACACAGUUAAAACGAUUUUGGGAAUUAGAAGAAGUAACUAUCACAAAUAAGUUACUUACGGAAGACGAACAUAUAUGCGAACAUUUAUUUGAUACGACUACUAAACGUAACGCUGAUGGUAGAUUUUUAGUGCGAAUUCCCUUACAACAGUCAGCUGAUCAUCUCGGUGACUCAUAUGCACUCGCUAAAUCCCGUUUCUUAUCGCUAGAACGUAAGUUGGAACGAUUACCGUUCUAUAAAAAAUUAUAUUAUGAUUUUAUACAUGAAUAUGUUGAAUUAGGGCAUAUGACGAAGGUAGAUGAAUAUAAUAAACCGUAUUACUUCCUUCCACACCAUGGUGUUUUACGUGAGCACAGUACGACAACAAAAUUGCGUGUUGUUUUUGAUGCUAGUGCUGUGACCACGUCGAACAAAUCGCUUAACGAUAUUCAGUAUGUCGGUCCGCCUCUUCAAAACGAUAUCUUUUCAAUACUAUUGCGAUUUAGACAGUACAAAUUUGUAGCCUCCGCCGAUGUUGAAAAGAUGUUUCGGCAAAUCUUAAUACAAACGGAUCAAAGAAAUUUACAACUAAUUGUGUGGAGAGAGAAUCCUUCAGAUCCCCUGUCCAUUUACCGGUUAAAUACGGUUACAUAUGGAACUGCGUCAGCGCCGUACUUAAGCAUGCGUUGUCUGAAACAAUUGGCUAUUGAGUGCGGUGAUGAUAUGAUUGCUAAGAUAAUAAACGAAGAUUUCUAUGUCGAUGACCUAAUUACCGGUCACGAUGAUAAGCAGAUUUUACUGGAGAUAUGCAAUAAAGUAUCGCAAGUGUUAUCAUCAGGUUGUUUUACACUAAGAAAAUGGACAUUUAGUCACGAUGUAAAAACGAGUAGUUCUAAAGAGUUAUGUACGGGCGAUCAUUGUCAGAAUAAAACUCUCGGUAUAGGUUGGUACAACACUAGCGACGAGUUACAUUUCACUACCGCAAUCACUGAGUCACACGUAGUCACAAAGCGAACUAUUUUAUCUAUUUUAUCGCAGAUCUAUGAUCCACUUGGUCUUUUGACACCGGUCAUUAUUAUUGCAAAAAUAUUAUUACAACACCUAUGGUUGUGUAAAAUUCAUUGGGAUGACACGGUUCCAGAAAAUAUAAAAUUAAAUUGGGAAAAAUUCAUUAAUUCAUUAAAAUCGUUACACGAAUUAAGAAUUCCGCGUUAUAUAAUGAGUGAUAAUAACGAAAUAAAGGAAUUACAUAUAUUCACGGAUGCAUCUCAGAAUGCAUACGGUGCAUGCGCAUAUAUUCGUACUUAUAAUAAGAACAUAGAUUCCCCAGUAACAAUUAAAUUAUUAUGCGCCAAAAGUAAAGUAUCACCUAUUAAACCUGUCACCAUCCCGAGACUGGAGCUAUGCGGCGCAUUGUUAGGUGCCAGAUUAUACAAAAAAAUCGUAUCCUCACUUAGACUUAAAUUCGAUAAGGUCUAUUUUUGGACAGAUUCGACUAUAGUUAUGGGAUGGGUUCGUAUGUCACCACAUUUGUUGAAAACGUUCGUACAACAUCGUGUAACUGAAAUAAAUGAGUUAACGGGUGAUGCAAUUUGGUUGCAUGUUAAUGGCAAAAAUAAUCCGGCCGAUCUCGCGUCUAGGGGUGCCUAUCUCGAUAUACUUGUUGACUGUACAUUGUGGUGGGACGGUCCUACUCAUAAUUUAAUUGUAAUUGACCAUAGUACUUAUACUUCUAUAGAGCUACCAGAAGUAAAAAAUGAAAUUGUAUGUGCUGCUUCAAACAUAAAAGAUAGUUUUAUCAACUUUUCACGAUUCUCUUCGUUCGAACGUUUAAAACGUACUGGUGCUUAUGUGUUGCGAUUCAUAACCAACAUACGGUCGCCCAAGCACCUGCGUACAACUGGUUCGUUGUCGGUGGAUGAGUUAAGCGCAUCAAUAACAAUGCUAGCUCGACUUGAGCAAAUACAAUCAUUUCCGGAUGAAUACGACAGCUUACUAAAACAAUUACCAUUAAAUCAAACCAAAUCGAAUAAAGUGUCCGGUCUCAACAUAUUUCUAGAUCAAAGUGGCCUAAUUAGAGUUGGUGGCAGAUUGCGUAACUCACGUCACUUCGAUUAUAAUAAAAAACACCCAAUAUUAAUUUCAAGUAAAAAUUAUUUUAGUACACUUUUAUUUAGAGAUGAACAUAAAAGGUUACUACAUGCGGGACCCCAAUUACUUUUAUCUACAAUUCGAGAAAAUUGGUGGCCACUCGCGGGUCGAAACCUAGCUAGGAAAGUUGUACGGCAAUGCGUUACAUGUGUACGCAUGAGAGGGAAAACCUUAACGCCAAUAAUGGGCGACUUACCGUCUGAACGUUUAGAACCAGGUUACCCUUUCAUGCGUUGUGGCGUCGACUAUGCCGGACCGGUGAUGAUACUGAAUCGCAGAGGACGAGGUGCUGCACUUAUGAAAGGUUAUAUCUGUAUAUUUGUGUGUUUUACCACUCGUGCUAUACAUUUGGAAUUAGUAUCUAGUCUUUCUACAAAUGAUUAUUUACUCGCUUUAAAACGUUUUAUUUCUCGUCGCGGUAAGCCGAUAGAAAUAUUUAGUGACAAUGGAAAAGUUUUUGUGGGUUCACAGAAAGAAUUGUCAUUAUUUCUAAAUGAAAAUGCUACUCAAAUCGAAGAUUUCACUACAAACAAUGGUAUUAAAUUGCGAUUCAUUCCGCCGUAUGGUCCUCAUUUCGGUGGUUUAUGGGAGAUAGGGGUCCGCUUUUGUAAGCACCAUAUUAGACGAGUUGUUGGCAAUAGUAAUUUAACCUUUGAAGAAUUUACGACUGUCCUAACACAGAUAGAAGCUAUCCUAAAUUCUCGUCCUAUGUACCCAUUGUCCUCAGAUCCUAAUGAUUUCCUUCCCCUUACUCCUUCACAUUUUCUUAUCGGGCGGCCUCUGACCGCGCUUCCUUGCAAAGACCUGACGUCUACUGCAACUCAUCGCCUGAUGCGAUAUGACCGUAUAGAGCAAAUGAGGCAACAUUUCUGGCAACGCUGGUCUAAGGAGUACGUAUCGGAGCUUCAAACCAGAACGAAGUGGAAGGUACAGCAACCAGAUAUCGGCCAAGACACAUUAGUUCUCAUCAAAGAAGAUAACCUACCACCACUAAAAUGGCGGAUGGGUCGAAUUCUGCGCACUUUUCCAGGCAAGGAUGGAGUAUCCCGAGUGGCAGAGAUUCGCACUGCAACUGGUAUCAUACAACGUGCCACUUCCAAAAUAUGUCCGCUUCCACCUCAGCCAUCAGAUGCAGAAUGAAAGGAGGAGAAAGACGAUCCUGUCUAUGUUGAAAUCUGUAUACAUGCAGCUUUCAAAGGCGGGGCCAUGUUGGUGCCAUCUAUUGAGUAAAAUAGAUAAAACGUCAACGGAGUGAAGUGAGACUUCAACGGUCUGCUACUGCGGUGAUAGACAUGAACUUGACUCGCUCGCUCUCUGUAAUUAGCAAUGAUUGAUCCUAAUAAUAUUUCGUAUAAUAAACUCAUAUUUCACAAAAAUAACAAUAAACGAGUUAUUGAAGAGUUCCUGCACCCAUAAAUUUAUACACACAAAAAAGGAAAGGCGCAAACAAAUAGAA